CGCCUCUUUGGGCAUCCGUUUUUUUCCUCGACGAAGCGGCCGCCACCGUGGCAUUUCCCUCGCCGUCCGGCAAGGGGCGCUGCGGCCUGGUGCUGAGGGAAGGCGCGAAGGGGGACGAGAAACUACAGGCCGCAGCCGCGACUGUGGCGGUUCUCGAGGGGGCGCCUAUGGCGGGAGAGCGGGGCAAAGGGCCGACAAAUUACAUCGCGCGCCUUUCCGAAUGGGCGGACGCGCACCUCACCCUUGUCCGGAAUAUCAGCACUGGAAUGGCAGUAGCUGGAGUGAUUUUACUGGCAAGGAGUGUUAAAUUGACAACCAAAUUUACAAAUGCUUUGGAAAUACCAUUAGAAUUCGUAGAGAAGAAUGUUAAGCUCCGGGGACGAUUACAACGAGUGACUGAGCAAGGAUUAGAAAUCGAACAUGUUCCUAUUACUCUUCCAGUCAUUUCAUCUUUGCAGAGGAGAUGGCAUUCAGAUGGUUUGUUGCUGGUCAGGCUUGCAGGUGUGGAGCUAACACCAGAUGGGACUCGCUGGUUAAAAGAAGAGGUAAAACCCUCACAAAUGAUGUGGUUCCAAAUUCUGGGAAGGAAGGAUUCAGUGCUUCAUUGCCUUGUGGUAGUAAAUAAGGGCAGGUUUUCCAGCAUCUGUCUGAAUGAAGAGAUCUUGAGGCAAGGGCUUGGCAGAACAGUGAAUAUAGAAGGACUGGUACAUGAAUCCCAGCUGUACUGGAAGCUUCACAAAUGGCUGCUUCAAGCUGAAUUGAAAGCUGUCAAGAAAAAUAAAGGAAUUUGGAAAGAAGCAACAUUCAUAGAGAAGCUUAAAGAUAACAUAAGCAGUAACAAAUAUCUGCAAAAGUUAAGACAGUUUGCAACCUGGCUAAGAAUUCGCUUCUGAAAUCAAAAGGUUUUGUUAGGAAGAAGCACACACCAGAUGGACAAAUAUGCAGCAUUAUGUUUUCCUUCUGUCAGACUGAUAUUAUAACAAACGCUCGGCCUUCUGUUAGUGGCUCCUGCCUGAAGGGGAGAAAGUGAAAACAUCACAGAAAAUACUGUUGGAGAAUUGAGCUUCAUAUAGCGUAUUUAGAUAUUGUUGUAAUUUGAACAUAAGCUUUAAAAAAAAGAUCAGUUUAGUCUAGACUACAAAACUAUCCUGCAGGAGGGAAAAUGAGCAUGCUCUGAGUGGAAGGUUUGGAAGUACUAGUGUAGUAUCUUUUGUCUACAUUGGUUAGCCUGUGUAGCUGCUGACUCACAGUAGUUAGUAGUGAACUAAUUACCGUAGGGCACCAGGAUGAGAGGAGAUGGCCAUUAAACUUACUUUACAAAACUGUAGAAAAAGUUACAGUUCUUAAGGCAGCUUAUGUACUGUAUACUUCUGCCUGCAUUUGCUGUGGCAAGGUGGUGAUAUUUCUUCUGUUACUAGAUGCUAUAUGUAUCUCAGAUUCCAAAAUCUGUAUUGUGGUGAUACCCUUUAUUAGAUGAAUCAAAAGGCCUUGAAAAGUGUGCAAGCUUUUGAAACCACUGCUCUCUUCCUUAGGCAAUGUGUUAAAAAAGUUAAAUGGAAGAAUUGGGAGGUGAAGGCUUACUGCUGUUAAUGAACUGCUGGAUAGCUCAGCGGUUUAUGCAUCUGGUUUUGAGUUCAAAUCCCCACUGUGCUUCAUUGACAGGCUGGACUUGAUGAUCCGUGAAUCCUUGUAAUAAUAGUCCUCGUAGUGUUCAUGAUGCCAAAAUCUUAAAACAUCAUGGUUACAAAAAUUUAACAGCAACCUUUUUACUCCAACCCAUGAUUGCUUUUCUAUCAGCUAGCCUAAUGGAGACACAAUUACUUUGCCAUGUUUAGAAAUCCUUGGUUGCCAUAAACUGAAAAGGUUGCAAGAUUGUUUCUGAAAAAUAUUUUUGGCUGUAUUCUAAGAAUAUUGCAAGUGUUUCAUUUUAUCUGUUGUACCAUGCAAACAUUGUAAACAUCAAAGUGCAGCUGUUACAGCUCUUACUGUCUCAUCCUUUUACAAAUACCAUUCCAAAAGAAAUGAAAUGAUGCCUGUACAAAUGUAUACUCAUACUUAGUGGUGAUUUAUACUCCUAAUGCAGCAAAGUGGGCAUGGGUUCUUAAUAUAAGCUGGUUUUAGAUUAUGAUGGCAAGAAGAAAUCCACUGAACUCUGGGAGCUAAUUGUGUUCACUGGGUCACAGAAACAACCUACCAUUUGCCUUGCAGCUCUUAUAGAUACCAUAGAUGCUGAUUAUGCAUCCUGGAUCUUCUUAAUUUCAACAUGUGAAUUUCAUAGGGAUUAAAAACAGGUUGAGGAGGAAAUGCGGACUAAACAGGUUGAGGAGGAAAUGUACUUUAUUUUGUUAUUUAUAUAUUAUGUUGAAAAGCUUCAAACCUAAGUACACUUACUGAGAAGCACGUUCUGUGGAAAUGUUGGACUUGUAUUCAAGGCAACACACACUAGACUGAGGUGCAAGUUUAUUGUUGCACAAUAUUUACUGUGUAUUCCUUCUAAGAUUAACUGACCUGGUCAUAAGAUCUGAGCACAUGACUAAUUUACUUUGGUGGAACAUUAUGUAUUACCAUUUGUUCUAAACCAUUUAUUUAUAUGCUAAACUGGAGUUUGGCAUCUGGAUAUAAAGCUACUGUUUAAAUACUCUUAUCCCAACAUCUAGAAAUUAGCAGUAGUUCAUAGAGAAAUAAGACAAUAUUCCUAUUUGAAUAUUUCAGUCCAGUAUUAGAGGAAUAUGUAUAUCUUAAAAAUUAACAAUUAAUAGUUGUUUAAGAGCUUUAACAAUAAAGUUAUUUAUUGUGAGUCACUUCUACAAAAUCAAUAAUUUCACAUGUUACUUAGCUCUUUAACACAAUAACAGCAUAUGGUAUGCAUGUGUGCCAAGCUUCUGUUGCUGACUGUAGCACUGCAGAUGGACCUCUGUACACACAUAAAUUGUGUGAUUGCCAGCAGUGGGUUGCUCUUCCUUCUGAGCUUUCCUGGCAGGAUUGUAUUUUAAAUAAGUAAAUUAAGAGCUAGUACCUUAUUUCAAGCAGUUCUUUUACUAUUCUUUGUUAUUAUGUGCCAUUAAAUCACUUCUGAUGUACUCCAAUCCUAUGAAUUAGUGACUUCUGAAAGGUCCUAUCCUUAACAGCUCUGCUCAGGUCUUGUGAACAGCACCCUUGGAUAACUCUGAAAAUGCUGUGUUUCGUGCUGUGGGUCUUCCACUCCACUGAUCCUAAUAAAGAGCCACUGAAGCUCCUAAAGAGCCAUACUGGUAAAAGUAGGGAAAGUAUAGUAGCCCUGGUGGUAGGAGUUUGUGAGAGUGGUUGGAGAAGUGCUUUCAAAUUACUACCCAAAAAUACUUUGGCCACUUAUCACUGUUGUCGUCCCUCUGCAAAUUGAUUGAUUGUACAGAGUUACCAUCAUGAUAAGCACUAGGUGCAAGAGUUGAUUAAAAUCUGUAUCGAGUUUAUUUUUAUGGUAAAUGCAUGAUAGAAUAGUGUUUGUGUUGUAAAACCAAGUUUCUAGUGCCAAUGACAAGGAGAAAUGCUUGAAAACAUGUCAUUGAAGGGUUUAAAACCCUCAAGCAUGUCCUGAAGAGAAAAAAACAGCUAUAUCAAAAGGACAGUAAAGAAGGAGACUGAAGUUCUCAAAAUUAUGUUUAGAGAAUGUUUAAUUAGGAUUCAGUUUGUCCAAUGCAGUUUAUUUAUUUUAAGUAUUUUACCCUGCCUUUCUCCUUGAAUAGGACCCAAGGAGGCUUACAACAAUGAAAGACGGUACUUAACGUUGAUAUCAGUUGACUAUUUAUUGCCUUCAGAGGCAGGAAGAUCUUAUUUUCCUUAUUUUAGCAAUUCACUGUGUGCACAAUAUUUUUACAAUGUGUAGCUCUUACCUUGACAGGUU
This is a messenger RNA of Pogona vitticeps (central bearded dragon), 3880 nucleotides long. RefSeq names its product chromosome 3 C3orf33 homolog (gene MISO1). Lineage: Eukaryota; Metazoa; Chordata; Lepidosauria; Squamata; Agamidae. The record is from RefSeq and is a predicted model, not a curated record.